CGUGCACUGGUGUGUUCAACUUCAGCGCAUCUACUCCGUACGCAGUAGAGAAGCAGGCCAGAUUGCACAUGUGCAAAGUAAACACUAAUCCACUUUCGGAAAUAGCAUAUAAUUUGUGGACCCUGAACAUUUACCAGGAAAUCUGGCCCUUAUCCAUGAAUCCAUUAUCCAUCACCUACAUCUCCAAAAUCUCCCAACGCCAGCAACUCGAUUUCCUCCUAUCCUAAUCAUAAUUACUCCCGACAACAUCACUCUCCGCCACUACGCUCCUCUAUACUAAUAACAACUUUGUGCCUAAUCCUACCCAUUCACCAUGUCGGAAGUACAAGAUCUCCUCGAAAUCCCCAAGGACUUCGUCAAGGACGGCACGCAAUUCAUGACGCGAUGCACUAAGCCGGACAAGCGAGAAUUCAUCCAGAUCAGCAAGGCUGUUGGUGUCGGUUUCCUAGUCAUGGGCGCUAUCGGCUACUUGAUAAAACUAAUUCACAUCCCCGUCAACAACAUCCUAGUCGGUGCCGCGUAGAAUGGCUUAUAGCUAUAUGAGGACUGGUCAUUCAUGGGGAACGGUUUGAUGGUGGUGGCAAUGGCGAUGGUCACGGUCACGGUGAAGGGGGUGGCGUUUAGUGGAGGAA
Messenger RNA from Annulohypoxylon truncatum, 632 nucleotides. RefSeq names its product protein translocase SEC6. Lineage: Eukaryota; Fungi; Ascomycota; Sordariomycetes; Xylariales; Hypoxylaceae. Gene Ontology annotation, cellular component: membrane; Ssh1 translocon complex. The record is from RefSeq and is a predicted model, not a curated record. The transcript has 3 exons. The coding region runs from base 314 to 523 and encodes 69 amino acids. Gene Ontology annotation, molecular function: transmembrane protein transporter activity. Gene Ontology annotation, biological process: post-translational protein targeting to membrane, translocation; protein targeting.